Anopheles bellator is the source of this 1612-nucleotide messenger RNA. RefSeq lists its product as uncharacterized. NCBI's taxonomy places the organism in Eukaryota, Metazoa, Arthropoda, Insecta, Diptera, Culicidae. The record is from RefSeq and is a predicted model, not a curated record. Gene Ontology annotation, molecular function: protein binding. The coding region runs from base 71 to 1564 and encodes 497 amino acids. The transcript is spliced from 5 exons.
UCAAGUUGGCGUGGUUUCCAAUCGUCCACAGCACAAAUAGAUUUGGCACAGUGAAGCAUUCGAAGAAAACAUGAACCUAAAUGAUUUGCCUGAAGAAGUUUUAUGCCAGAUUUUCGACAAGCUCGAUCUGUGCGAACUUAAGCUAGCGUCGCUCGUGUGCCGUCGGUGGGCGGAACUUACUUUUUCCGGCCAAAGGAUGAACCGUGUUUGGUUGGUGCAGCCUGAAGGCGGAUGGAAACUGGUGUUAAACACCCGCAGGAGCUAUCGCAACAUUCUUCAACGUAUUUGGCCGACCGAUAGUCGGUUUGAAAGUUUAGCACAGUUAUUGCGCAUUCUAAAGCCGCACGUCCGAAUGUUGGACAUGCGAUGUAGCAUUACUUUCCAACAACUGCGAUGCGUUCUUCAGGAAGUUCCUGAACUACAACGUUUUGAGGCUUCAGUUUUAAGUAGCCGCUUUAACGUUCCCGCUUUAACCACGAAUGAACCGUUCCCGGUUUUAACGAAGCUAAAAUGCCUCAAGGUGCACCUAUUAGAAGGCAAUCACUUUGAUUUCUUCCGAAUGAAUGUGCCAAAUUUGCACAGUCUUACCAUGAGAUGCGGGACAGAUCUCGAACUGAAAGCAUGGAGAUACAUGAGUGGGCAGCUAAAACUCGUUUUCAUUUAUGUGUCAAAUUCAACUUAUUGUUCUCAAUUUCUCGAGCUGACGUUCCCACAUCUGGAGGAUUUUACCAUGGAAGAAACUAAUUUUAUGAGGAGUGAAGAGAUAACUUCAAUGAGAGGUUAUGAUUUUUUUCGAAGACACUCCUUGCUUCUAAGACUCUCCGUCUCAGUGCGCAUUCCAGCAGCAUGGAUUCGAAGCAUUAGUAGCUACUGUUCUGAACUCACGUAUCUGUCCCUUACUUUGGACAAUCUGGAAGAAGGUAUUUUAGAAUCGCUGGUGCAACUAACUAAACUGCGGCAUCUUUCACUUCGCGCAAUGGAGUUUAUAUACCUAGAUAGAAGACACUACUCCGAACAGGAAACAAAACUGUUUCGCGGAACCCUCAAAUCGCUCGAAUCAGUUAAAUUGACAAUACAUCCCAUUCGCGUUUUUCUCGAGUACCUUUUCGAAGCUGCGCCACAAUUGAAGUGUCUGGAAAUCGGCUUCCACAAUUUUUGCGAUGACCUUCAAGCAUUGGAUUGUCAAUUCAUCUGCGAGAAGUUUUCCUGUCUACGACGCUUAGUACUAGACGUGAAGUUUGUGCCACCAGACGCAUACCCACACGACCAUUCUGUUAGAAUUGAUCUUCCAGAACAUCUGCAGGAGCUUCAAAUGAGGUGCGGCUUUUGCUUUCGUUACAUGCAUGGCAAAAAUGUCCGGUGGUUGAGAAUAGUAGCUUUAUACAUGUUUACGGACCAUGAUCUUAACGAAAUACCGGAGAAGUUCCCUUUACUAAAGCGACUGAUCAUCGUAAAUUGUCACACGUUGUCUAUGGCUGGUGUCGAACGGCUACAUGAAUUGAUGCCCUCAUGUAGAAUCGACUUCGAUUCGCACCGUUUCUAUCCAUAUCAAGUUUUUCCAUAAGUGCGUCGUUCGAUUCGUAAAGAGCACGUUACUCGUAGAGCACACAAA